GUGGGAUCACUUGUUUUAGCAUCUGAACUGGCGAUAACGCCAGAGGAAGAUCAGUCGUCGUCAGAUUUACAUCGACGAUGGCCAGAUUUUGACAAGCAUUGUGGCAUCUGAGCCGUCCGUGGCGCCACUGGCGGUUGCAGUUAGGGCUGCGUUAGCGUUGUUUGCGAGCAGCAGAGAGCUCCGAACGAAGCCUCCCUCCAGUGCUCGUGCGAGCGCUCGGUCGUUCCAGCUCCGAUUAUGAGCCUGCGCAGUUUUCUUUUUCGGGUUUAAUCGGCUGAAGAGAUCUGGUGUCGCUGUGCGUGUGGUGGCAAAGCUCUUUGGGAGACGUAUCGGACUGUCGCUGCGACGACGCCGAGUCUGCUGUGGAGGUGUCUUGAGCAUCCGGGCUUUUUAAAACUCUUAAUUUGAUAGAGAGCGUUUAAGCUAUUUUUUGCUCCGUGGAGUGAUGCCUCGAUAUGAAGAUCGAGGGGGAGGUCAAACCCGGCUUUACGUCGGUCGGCUUUCAAGCAGGACUCGCAGCCGUGAUCUUGAGGAUCUUUUCAGCAAGUACGGAAGAGUCCGAGACGUGGAUUUGAAGCACGACUUCGCCUUCGUUGAAUUUAGUGACCCCCGAGACGCCGACGAAGCUAUCCGCUACCUGAAUGGUAAAGACUUCGAAGGUAGUCGUCUGGUGGUGGAGUUUGCUAGACGGGUGAGGGACUUCGCCAUCUCCUCAUCACUGGGUCCCCGAGGACCAGGUGGAGCCCGCGAGUACCUUGGAAGAGGCCCUCCUCCGGGAACAGGACGAUGCUACAAUUGUGGAAACGAUGGACAUUGGGCCCGAGACUGCAAGGCUGGGGAUUGGCGUGACAAAUGCUACCGUUGUGGACAGCGGGGCCACAUAGAGCGUAACUGCCGAAACAGUCCUCGCCCCUUCAACAGGUAUGAGCGCAGUCGUCCUUCUCGCUCCCGUUCCCCAAUCGAUCGUUCCCGCUCCAGGUCGCCUCGUCGCGGAAGAAGUCGAAGCAGAAGCUACAGCAGAAGCCGUAGUUACAGUCCGAGAAAGACAAGCAGGAGUCCCGUCAAGGAAGAAACCCGGGGCCGCAGAAUUACGCGCAGUCGGAGCCGCAGUUUGUCUCCCGGUCUUCCACCACGGAAAGAAAGUCGAAGCCGAUCUCGGAGUCCUGUGCGUAGUCCAGUGGGAAAUGGUAGGAGCAUCAGCCGCAGCCCGCAACCAACCCGAAGAGAACCGAGUCGCAGUCCUAGUCCAAGAGAUCUCAGCCCUGCUCCGAGGAAGGACCUCAGCCCAGAGCCAGAAGCUGAUAACCAUAGUCCCAUGACAAAGGACUCACCACCCCAAAGGGAUGAGACCAGUCUUAGUCCUUCUGCCGACUGAGUUUUCUCGCCAUUGGCCCUGCUCUUUCUCAUAGGCAGGUACAGAUUUCAGACAGCAUGAGUUGUGCAUGGUACCAACGAGGGAUCUUGUGGACUGUAGAUGGUUCGAAUGAUUAUCCACGUUUGGUGUGCUGUAUUAAAGUAGUUAGUGGAUCUUCAGAACGAUUACUGUCUACAAGUUUGAUGAAUACAAUUGGACCUCGACGGGUUCUACGAGAACUAGCCACCAGUUAAUUGGAUAUUCAUUGCCUGAAAAAUGCUGUUAAGGGUGAGCAUCCAAUCCCCUCUUCAUGUUACUCCCGCGGCUCAGGUAUCCUAGAUGUCCGAGAAGGUACGCAAGUCAGUCUGCCCAGGGUCCUUGUUUUUGUGGGCCUAAGUGACUUGGCCAAAUCUUACAUAGUCAAUAGAGUAUGCACCAAGUCUAGAGCCACCAGGGAUGGAGGGCAGCUUCGUAUAUACGACAGCGGAAGCACAUAUCGGCUUGAGUAGUGCUGAGAAAUGGCACGUGCAUAUCUCUUUUGUCCUACUCUGAUGUAAAGCUUUUAAUAAACUUCCGUCCUGUUCAGGC
Marchantia polymorpha subsp. ruderalis is the source of this 1942-nucleotide messenger RNA. The record is from the annotation of a GenBank genome assembly. NCBI's taxonomy places the organism in Eukaryota, Viridiplantae, Streptophyta, Marchantiopsida, Marchantiales, Marchantiaceae.